AGUUCAGAACACCCCCCCCUUUUUCUCUCAUCAUCAAUGGCCGGCCCGCAACCACUCGAAUCCACCUUCACCACUGAUAACCACCUCCCUGUCGCAAUCAUCCAUCAUCUCCCCAUAUACACUCUUUCCAUCUUCCACUGGAUUAAGGAGAUCAUCAACCCACUCGAUCCUUCGGAUCCUUCAUUUCUGAUCCAUGGACCAUCUGCUCGGGCCGUAAUUGUCUUAGGUCCUAGCCCGCUCAAAUCCGAGCACUUAGAUCAGUAUCCUUCCGUGGAAAUCGUUGUUGGAACAUCCGCAGGUGUUGAUCAUAUUGAUUUAGCAGAGUGCCGUCGCCGUAAUAUUCACGUCACAGGCGCCGGUGACGCCUUCUCGGAAGACGUUGCCGAUUAUGCGAUAGCGUUAUUGUUGGACGUCCUCCGACGUGUUUCCGCCGCCGAUAGGUAUGUUCGGAGCGGGUUGUGGCCCGUCAUCGGCGAUUAUCCCCUUGGAAACAAGUUAGGGGGGAAACGCGUCGGAAUUGUUGGGUUUGGAAGUAUUGGCACCAUGGUUGGGAAACGGCUAGAGCCAUUUGGUUGCAGCAUUGCCUAUACCUCAAGAAACAAGAAGUCACAAAUUCCCUAUCCGUUCUACUCCACUGUUCUAGAACUUGCUACUGCCAGUGAUGCUCUGAUCCUGUGUUGCUCAUUGAGCGACAAAACGCACCACAUCGUAAACCGUGAAGUCUUGAUGGCCUUGGGGAAGAGGGGAAUUCUCGUCAACAUUGGGCGUGGGGCCAUCGUGGAUGAAAAGGAACUAGUGAAGGUGUUGGGUGGAGGUGAGCUCGGAGGAGCAGGUCUUGAUGUGUAUGAGAAUGAACCCGAGAUACCGAAGGAGCUAUUUACAAUGGACAACGUUGUGUUGUCUCCACACAGAGCGGUUCUAACGCCCGAAUCGUUUGGAGCAUUGAAAGAUGUAGUGAUUGGGAACUUGAAAGCUUUCUUUUCCAACAAACCAUUGUUGUCUCAAGUUAAUCUUAAUGAUUAAGUUGUAAUGGUUAGACCAUAAUCUUGUUGUGUAUUUUGAACAUCAAUAAUUAAUGGAAUAAAUUGAGGUUUCCAGUGUU
Messenger RNA from Cynara cardunculus var. scolymus (artichoke), 1102 nucleotides. RefSeq names its product glyoxylate/hydroxypyruvate reductase HPR3. Lineage: Eukaryota; Viridiplantae; Streptophyta; Magnoliopsida; Asterales; Asteraceae. The transcript is spliced from 2 exons. Bases 37 to 1023 code for a protein of 328 amino acids. Gene Ontology annotation, cellular component: cytosol. Gene Ontology annotation, molecular function: hydroxypyruvate reductase [NAD(P)H] activity; NAD binding; glyoxylate reductase (NADPH) activity. The record is from RefSeq and is a predicted model, not a curated record.